Messenger RNA from Selaginella moellendorffii, 960 nucleotides. RefSeq lists its product as uncharacterized. NCBI's taxonomy places the organism in Eukaryota, Viridiplantae, Streptophyta, Lycopodiopsida, Selaginellales, Selaginellaceae. The transcript has 2 exons. The record is from RefSeq and is a predicted model, not a curated record. Bases 209 to 589 code for a protein of 126 amino acids.
UCCUUUUUGGCUUGCAUUGUUGUUCCUAUCGCUUUGGUUUCUUGCGAGGGUUUGUUCUUGCGGCCAAGAGCGCGCGCGACGCAGCCACUGCGGACAGCGGCAAGAUCGAGAUUCCCGUGGCGCUAGGCUAGUUUCCAGGCAGCAGGGUCGAAUUCGAGCUCUCCGGCGCAGGAAUCGAGAUCCUGGCAGCACUGGUGGGGGCGAAGCAAUGAGCUUAGCGUGCCUCGCAUGCCAUGUCCUGGACAGCUCCCCGGAGCGAACGCUGCGGAGCUACUCCGACAAUGGUGGGCGAUGCCUGGGCUUGGGCUGCUGGACGAGGAAGCUCCCCAAUGCCGCUCAGAUCGAGCCCACCGUGUCCUCCAUGUCGGAGUCGGAGCUUGGAUCGCGGACGAGAUCGCAGCAGCAGGUUGCUCCAGUGCCCGGCUCCUCUUCCACCAUCGUCGUCGCCGCGGCAGCAGCGAACUUGGUGGAAGCGCCCAGUAGCCCGAGAUUGACGAGAUGCCAUGCCGUGCGGAGGGAUUUGUUCCGGGACUGGAAUUUCGAGGAGAUGAGCCGGCAGCUGUGCAUGAAUCUCAGUGGAGCUGCUUGAGACGAGACGAGCGAGCAGUGGCACACAGGCUGUGGAGAUCGACUGCUGGCAAGAACACGAUGAUGCUGGAGAGGUCAGUCUGUAAAACUCUAUACCGAUCAGACCAGGUACCAGGGAUUUUUCUUUUUCUUCUUCUUCUUCUUCCUUGUUCUUUUCGCUAUAGUUCGUGAGUGAUCAGAUAGACAGAGAUCGAGGGCAGGAGCAUUUAGCAGCUAAGAAUUCCUUUGCGGGGCAUUGUUCUUCCCUUUUCUCUGUGCGUGUUCUUCGCAGAUCUUUGAUUGUGUUCUAGACUAGCUCUGUAAAGAACGAACAACUUGGGGCCUUUUCAGCAGCCUUGAUAGAUCGAUCGAAAGCAAAAAGUAAGCGGAGAC